AUGCGAUACCUUGCUCUAGUCAUAUUCAGUUGCAUUUUUACAAUCACACUAGCUGAAACUCAAUAUCAACGAACACCUCCUUUUGGUGUUGCUCAAGAUACAAACGCUGCUUCUCGCACUCUGGGAGACUAUACGCAUUCUCAUGAAACAGUAGACAAGUCGACCUAUACUUGCUACUCAAUUGGAGAGUGUCAAGUUUGCUCACCAUUAGAAAAGAAAACACAACCCUAUUGCGUCGAGUUUGGCAAUAAAGAGCCAGUGCGCUGCGAGUGGGAUGAUCCAGAACUAGCAGACAGGAAAAACCAAACAGCCUUUUAUGAAGAUGACGCGAUAUCUUUACCGUCUUUCCGAGCAUGCCCUCGAGUGAGGAGUGUGGAAAGAGCCAGAUUCAUCAAGUUUGAGGGGAUCAAUGCGGCCAUCAUGGUCAUUUCAGUGGCAGUGUUCAUGUGGAGACAGCGAAAGAUUGCCAGAGAACAGUAUCAGCGAUUAGCACAGCGAAUUGGAGUAACAGUUGUAUAG
Mucor velutinosus is the source of this 519-nucleotide messenger RNA. Its product is annotated as HTH APSES-type domain-containing protein. The record is from RefSeq and is a predicted model, not a curated record. The transcript has 4 exons. Gene Ontology annotation, cellular component: membrane. NCBI's taxonomy places the organism in Eukaryota, Fungi, Mucoromycota, Mucoromycetes, Mucorales, Mucoraceae. The coding region runs from base 1 to 519 and encodes 172 amino acids.